Onychostruthus taczanowskii (white-rumped snowfinch) is the source of this 4004-nucleotide messenger RNA. Its product is annotated as zinc finger protein 850-like. The annotation marks the transcript as partial. Lineage: Eukaryota; Metazoa; Chordata; Aves; Passeriformes; Passeridae. The record is from RefSeq and is a predicted model, not a curated record. The transcript has 3 exons.
CCAGGAACGCCCGACUCGAACCCAACGUUGGCGGCGGCUCCGGAAAUCGUGGAAUUGGAUCCCGGCGCCCUCUUCCCCAACCCCGACCUUUCCGAGCGGGAAACUUUCCGUUGGACCGUGGUUCAACAAAUCGACCCCGGGACGUCGUCGAAGAGCCGGAAGAGGAGCCCCAAAUCCCAAAGUUUCUCCAACUUCAAGAGCAUCAUCGUGCUCCAGAAGAGCUACGAGUGCUCGGAAUGCGGCAAGAGCUUCAGCUGCAGCUCCCAUUUUUCCAAACAUCGCCGGACGCACACCGGGGAAAAACCGUUCCGGUGUUUCCACUGCGGGAAGAGCUUCAACGUCUCUUCCAACCUCUACCGGCACCAACGCGGCCACGGCGGCGCCGAAUCGGCGCCGGAAAAGCCCCGCGGGCUCCCCUAUAAAUGUCAGGAAUGCGGGAAGAGCUUCCGGCGGAAUAAAGAGUUGGCCACUCAUCAACGGCUCCACACCGGGAAUUUGCCCUUCCAGUGCGGCGACUGCGGGAAGAGUUUUUCCUGGAGCUCCCAUUGGCUUCGGCAUCAACGGAUUCACACCGGGGAGAAACCCUACGAGUGCCCGGAGUGCGGGAAGAGUUUUUCAAGGAGUUCCCAUCUUUACCGGCACCAACGCGGCCACGCCGGGGGUCGUUCGUACAUCUGCACCUACUGCGGGCGGAGUUUCGGCAGCAUCCUCCAUUUCGAGCGGCACCAACGGACGCACACCGGGAUGAGACCCUACAAAUGUUCCCUGUGCCGGAAGAGCUUCGGCGACGCGCCGGCGUUGGUGAAACACCAACGGAUUCACCUCGGCGAGGGCCCCUUCCGCUGCGAGGAGUGCGGCAAAGCUUUCGGCGCGCGCUCGCAGUACGCGCGGCACCGGCGGAGUUUCCACGGCGGCUCCGGCGCCGAGAAGCCGUACCGGUGCGGGGAUUGCGGGAAGAGUUUCUCCUGGAGUUCCCACUGGGAGAGGCACCAACGGAUUCACACCGGGGAGAAACCCUACGAGUGUCCCGAGUGCGGGAAGAGCUUUGGGAGGACGUCUCAUCUUUACCGGCACCAGCGGACGCACGCCGGGGGUCGGCCCCACGUCUGCGGGGAGUGCGGGAAGAGUUUUAAUUCCACGCUCCACUUCCAGAAGCACCAGCGGGCGCACGGAGCCGGGUCCCGGAAAAGUUGCGGCGAGUGCGGGAAAUCGUUCUCGGAUCCGUCGGCGUUGGCCAAGCAUCAGCGGGUUCAUGAGGGGUCCCAAAAAAGUGGGAAAUCCGUGGAUGACUCGUCAACGUUGGCCAAGAAUCAACGGGUUCAAGAGGAGUCACAAAAAAGUGGGAAAUCCUUGGUUGAGUCAUCAAUGUUGGCCAAGAAUCAACGGGUUCAAGAGGAGUCACAAAAAAUCGGGAAAUCCGUGGAUGACUCGUCAACGUUGGCCAAGAAUCAACGGGUUCAAGAGGAGUCCCAAAAAAUUGGGAAAUAUGUGGAUGACUCGUUAACGUUGGCCAAGAAUCAACGGGUUCAAGAGGAGUCCCAAAAAAGUGGGAAAUCCUUGGGUGAUUCGUUAAUUUUGGCUAAAAACCAACAGGUUCACGAGGAGUCAGAAAAAAGUGGGAAAUCCUUGGUUGAAACCCAAAAAUCCUGCUCGGAAUGCGGGAAAUCCUUCUCGGAUCCAUCGGCGUUGGCCAAGCAUCAACGGGUCCAUGAGGAUUCCCAAAAAAUUGGGAAAUCCUUGGUUGAAUCCCAAAAAAGUGGGAAAUCCUUGGAUGAAUCCCAAAAAAUUGGGAAAUCAUUGGAAAUGCGGGAAAUCCUUCUCGGAUCCAUCGGCGUUGGCCAAGCAUCAACGGCCGAGGAGAUCGCCAUCAGCUGGCCGCGGAUCACCGCCUUCGCCGAAUCCCCCCCCCCGGCGCCGCCCCCUCCCCCGGGGGUCUCGGGCGAUGGGGGAGGGGCGGAGCCGGAUCUGCGCCGGCAGCUGGGGCUGAUCCUGCAGACGGCCGGGAGGAGCCAGGUGGAGAAAAUGCUGCGGGAAUUGGUGCGGGAGCAGGGCCAGGCCGGAAAACGCCGGAACCGGAGGAGGACGGCCAAAGAUGAGGGCGCCGGCGCCGGGAGCGGCCCCGAAGAUGACCCCACCCCUCCGUCCACCCAAGACCCUCCCCCACCUCAACCCCAACCCGAUCCCGACCUUCCGUCCACCGCCACGAACCGGAAAGCCGCCGGAAGCUGCUCGGAGUGCGGCAAAAGCCCGGCCAAACCCCGGCGCUGCUCCGAGUGCGGCCGGCGCUGCCGCCGACCGGAACGUCCCGGCGCCGACUCGGCGGAGGAGAAGCCGCACCGCUGCGGCGACUGCGGCAAAGCCUUCAGCCGCGGCUCCAACCUGGCGCAGCACCGGCGCAUCCACACCGGCGAGCGGCCUCACCGCUGCGGCGACUGCGGCAAAGCCUUCAGCCGCGGCUCCAACCUGGCGCAGCACCGGCGCAUCCACACGGGCGAGCGGCCUCACCGCUGCGGCGACUGCGGCAAAGCCUUCAGCCGCGGCUCCAACCUGGCGCAGCACCGGCGCAUCCACACCGGCGAGCGGCCUCACCGCUGCGGCGACUGCGGCAAAGGCUUCAUCCAACGCUCCGACCUGGAGCGGCACCGGCGCGUCCACACCGGCGAGCGGCCGUACGCGUGCGGCGACUGCGGCAAACGCUUCAGCGUCAGCUCCCACCUGGACCGGCACCGCCGCACUCACGCCGGCGGGCCGGGCCCGCCCGAGCAGCCCCGCGCCAAAACCAAAACGCCGGCGGCCGCGGCGGAAUCGGCGCCGUACCGCUGCCCGGAUUGCGGGAAGAGCUUCGGGCAACGCUCGGCGCUGGCGAAACACCGCAAGACUCACACGGGCGAGCGGCCGCACCGCUGCGGCGACUGCGGCAAGAGCUUCAGCCGCGGCUCCAACCUGACGCAGCACCGGCGCAUCCACACCGGCGAGCGCCCGUUCGCCUGCGGCGACUGCGGCAAAGGCUUCAUCCAACGCUCCGACCUGGAGCGGCACCAGCGCGUCCACACCGGCGAGCGGCCGUAUUCCUGCGGCGAGUGCGGCAAGAGUUUCAGCGUCAGCUCGCACCUGGACCGGCACCGGAAAAUCCACGCCGCCGAACGCGCCUCGUACCGGUGUCCGGAGCACCUGGCCGGGUUUUUGGCGGCUCACCGGCACGGGAGGCUCUUCCAGUGCGGGCAGUGCGGGCGGUGUUUCGGUCAAGGCGCGGCGUUGUUGAAGCAUCAACGCUCUCACGGCGCCGCGGCGCCGAAAUGCCUGGAUUGCGGGAAAAGCCGGGGGUUGUGCCAGGAUUGCGGGCGGCAACCGGAAACGGCGCCGGAGAAGCCGUACAAGUGCCAGGAAUGCGGGAAAAGCUUCGGGCAGCGCUCGGCGCUGGUGAAACACCGGCGCAUCCACACCGGCGAGAAACCCUACAAAUGCCCCGAUUGCUCCAAAGGCUUCAUCCAAAAAUCCGACCUCACCAUCCACCGGCGGAUGCACACCGGCGAGAAACCCUACAAGUGCCAGGAGUGCGGCAAGUGCUUCAGCGUCUCCUCCAACCUCUUGACCCACCAGAGGACGCACCUGGGCGAGAAACCCUUCCAGUGCUCCGAGUGCGGCAAGAGCUUCAUCCAACGCUCCGAGCUCACCAUCCACCGGCGCGUCCACACCGGCGAGAAGCCCUACAAGUGCCCCGAGUGCGGGAAGUGCUUCAGCCGCAGCUCGCACCUCAACCGGCACCAGCGCACCCACGGCAAAGCCGCCGCCGCCGCCUCUUCCUCUUCCUUCCCUGCCUCCUCUUCCUCCUUCUCGUCCUCUUCCUUCUCUUCUUCUUCUCCUUCCUUCUCUUCCUCCUCCUCCUCCUCGGCCUUCCCGGCGUUCCCGGGCUCCUCGGCCGUGCCGGCGGCGUUGGAGCUGCCCUGGGCGUUGGCGUUGCCGGGCCGGGCGUUCCCGGGGUUUCCGGUGGGUAAUUAGGGAGG